AUGGCCGGAACAGGGAAGGAACGAAAGAAGGUUGCUCAGUUGCUUGAAAAAGAAGCGGAAAUUCAGAAACUCUGGGAAGAAAACAAAGCAUUCGAAAAAGAUGCAAGCGACGAUGAUGCCCCGAAAUAUUUGGUUACAUUCCCUUAUCCUUAUAUGAAUGGACGUCUUCAUCUUGGUCAUACUUUCACGGUUUCGAAAUGCGAGUUUGCUGUUGGAUAUCAACGUCUGGUCGGGAAGAGAUGCUUAUUUCCGUUCGGGCUUCACUGCACUGGAAUGCCAAUAAAGGCCUGCGCAGACAGACUAAAACGAGAAAUGGAAGAUUUUGGUUGCCCACCAAAAUUUCCUGUCGAAGAAGAAGAAUCACCGAAAGAGGAAGUGAGUAGCCUGGAUGAGAUCACUAAGGAUAAAAGUAAAGGAAAGAAGAGUAAACUGGUUGCUAAGACUGGAUCUUCGAAAUAUCAAUGGCAGAUCAUGCAAUCGUUGGGCUUGGAUGAUGAAGAAAUCAAGAAAUUUGCUAAUACUGAUUACUGGCUUGAGUACUUCCCGCCGUAUUGUAUCUCGGAUCUGAAGAAAAUGGGUUUGAAGGUAGAUUGGCGCCGUUCGUUCAUCACUACAGAUGCAAAUCCUUAUUAUGAUUCGUUUGUUCGGUGGCAGUUCGGGAAGUUGCGGGCAGCAAAGAAAAUCGAUUUCGGCAAGAGGUACACCAUAUAUUCGCCGAAGGAUGGGCAACCUUGUAUGGACCACGAUCGUUCGAGCGGUGAAGGUGUCGGACCACAAGAGUACACGUUGGUUCAGUUGAAGGUUGUUGAUCCGAAACCUACUGCUCUAGCUCACAUCAAUAAGCCAGUUUACCUGGUAGCAGCGACUCUAAGACCUGAAACCAUGUAUGGACAAACAAAUUGCUACCUCCACCCGGAUAUACAAUAUUCGGCGUUUUAUGCCGGGGAGAAGGAAGACAUGGUAUUUAUAGCAACUGCAAGAGCUGCCAGGAACAUGUCGUACCAAGGCCUUACUGCUGAAAAUGGCGUAGUGCACUACGUGGAAGGACUAGAGAAGUUCCCAGGAAGCAAAAUCCUUGGAGCGGGGUUGUCUGCACCACUUGCAACGUAUCCAAAGGUUUAUGCUCUACCAAUGUUAACUAUCAAGGAUGACAAAGGCACCGGAGUAGUGACAUCUGUCCCAUCUGAUUCUCCGGAUGACUUUGCCGCUCUAACGGAUCUGAAAAAGAAGAAGCCGUUACGCGAGAAGUAUGGAAUUACUGACGAGAUGGUUCUGCCGUUUGAGCCGGUACCGAUUAUCGAGAUUGAAGGACUGGGGAAUCUAGCUGCAGUGGAGAUGUGCAAAAGACUGAAAAUUGAGUCCCAGAAUGAGAAGGAUAAGCUGGAGGAGGCGAAGAAGGAAGUUUACCUGAAAGGAUUUUAUGACGGGGUGAUGAUUGUUGGCAAGUAUGCUGGACAGAAAACAGCAGAAGUCAAGAAGCUCAUUCAGACAGACCUUAUUGAAGAGGGUCUUGCCAAAAAAUAUGUGGAACCCGAGAAGAAGAUCAUAAGUAGAAGCGGUGACGAGUGUGUGGUAGCGUUAUGCGACCAGUGGUAUCUAAAUUAUGGUGAUCCGGAUUGGAAAGCUGAAACAAAGAAAGCAUUGGCACAAUUGAAUACAUAUAGCGACGAGGUUCGCCGUAACUUUGAAGCGACCAUUGAUUGGCUUCAUGAACACGCUUGUUCUAGGAGCUAUGGACUAGGAACGAAGCUACCAUGGGAUCCACAAUACUUGAUAGAGUCACUAUCGGAUUCUACCAUAUACAAUGCCUAUUAUACUGUAGCUCAUUUGCUGCAACAAGGAUCCCUUGAAGGAAGGAUUGUGGGCCCUGCAGGAAUAAAGGCUGAGCAGAUGACGGAACAAGUAUGGGACUACAUUUUCUUUGGAGCAAAAUACGACCCAGGAAAGAUGCCAGUGCAGGAAGAAACGCUAAAAUCUUUACGGAAGGAGUUUCUGUAUUGGUACCCUAUCGACAUGCGAGUGUCUGGAAAAGAUCUUGUCCAAAAUCAUCUGACCUAUUUGCUGUUCAACCACGUUGCAAUAUGGCCAAAUCAGCCGGAAAUGUGGCCGAAAAGUAUUCGAGCUAAUGGCCAUCUGCUGCUGAACAAUGAGAAGAUGUCAAAGAACACGGGCAAUUUCAUGACCUUGAUUGAUGGUAUUGAAACGUUCUCCGCUGAUGGGAUGCGUCUAUCACUGGCGGAUGCAGGCGAUGGAGUCGAGGAUGCUAACUUUGUGUUUAGCAUGGCAGACGCAGCUAUCCUUCGACUGUACAAUUUAAUUGAUUGGGUCAAGGAUAUGAUAGCUCUGAAGGAACAAGGUAGUUUACGCAAAGGUAAUGCUACGACGUUUGCUGAUCGUGUUUUUGCGAACGAGAUGAAUAAGAACAUCCAAAUAUGUACCGCAAAUUAUGAAGCCACUUUGUUCAAGGAAUCGUUGAAGUAUGGAUUCUUUGAAUAUCAGGCUUUACGUGACAUGUACCGUGAGCUAUGUGGUGGACAAGAUGCAGCUAUGAAUGAGUCUCUAGUUUUUCGGUUUAUUGAGACUCAGGCUCUGAUUUUGUCGCCUAUUUGCCCACACAUCGGUGAGCAAAUAUGGCAGAUUCUUGGGAAGAAUGAACUCAUCGUCAACUCAAAAUGGCCAGAGACCCAGCCAGUAGAUGAGACGUUGUGCAAAGCUGCUGAUUUUAUGCGUGACGCCAUGGCAGACUUCCGUGCACGAGUAAAAAAUUGCAUGAGCUCGAAAAAGAAGAAUGCGUUCACAGCUCCACCGUCAGAAGCUGUGAUCUACGUAGCAAAGGAGUUCCCCGCAUGGCAGAGGACUGUCUUACAACUGCUAGAAAAUCAAGCAAAAGCAAACAAUGGAGUGCUACCGGAUAAUAAGACGAUAGCACAAUUAAUAGGUAAAGAAGCGUCGUUGAAGAAGUUCGCCAAGAAGACGAUGCCUUUUGUGCAAAUGGUGAAAGAGCAGUAUGAACAGAAGGGUAUGGCUGCGCUGGCAUCGGCGUGUUCAUUUGAUCAGGCCGCUAUUCUACUCGAAAACCGCGAGUACAUUGAAAAUUCAUUGGAGCUGGAUCGAUUUUCUAUCAAAUACACUGAUGAAGCGGACGUGGAGCCUGUGAUCUCGGAAACAGUGGUACCAGGAGCACCGUUGAUGCAUUUCCUACCACCCAGGGAAGGUGUCAACCUCACCGCUAGAAAUGUACACGUUGCAAAUGCUCUAUUCGAUGUUAAUGUGGAGGUUAUGGAUGGUGAUUCGGUUUCCGUUGUUGCUCGAAAGUUAAGAAGGUUGAACAAAUCCAUUAAACCGCGAUUCGCUGUCUCUUUAUGGCGGUAUCGCGAUCCAGUUGGGGGAGACCGAAAAAUGAUUGCUUGCUUUGACCCCCUAGCGAUACAUGAAAAACUAGAAGAAGACGCUGUUUUUGCUGUUGACUUGGAGAAGAAGAUGGUUUCAGUGGCAAGCAAUGGCAAUUCCUAUCCUGUUGGUGAUACUAUUGUUUACGUUGCACAAUGA
Molecule: messenger RNA, 3549 nt
Organism: Necator americanus (New World hookworm)
Lineage: Eukaryota; Metazoa; Nematoda; Chromadorea; Rhabditida; Ancylostomatidae
Exons: 29
Coding region: 1-3549 (1182 amino acids)
Biological process (GO): leucyl-tRNA aminoacylation
Molecular function (GO): aminoacyl-tRNA deacylase activity; leucine-tRNA ligase activity; ATP binding
Source: RefSeq, a predicted model, not a curated record